AUGGAUUCCAUGUGGAAAAAGUAUGGAAUCCAUGUGGAAAAGUAUGGAAUCCAUCAGCCAUUCCAUGGAAUCCAUCCCCCACUCCAUGGAAUCCAUCUGGAAUUUGUGCAGUCCACCCCCCAUUCCAUCCAUUCCAUAUGGAAUAACCUGGGGAGGUUUCAAGGAGAACUUCCAAGUGCGAUGUAUUCUGGGGUGGUGAUGGAGGAGGACACUGAGGACACUUUGCACCAGAACUUGCAGAAAUUCAGACACAAUAAUAAAGGAUGUGCUGGUCACUCAAACAACCACUACUAUAUGAUUCAGAUGCCAGUGAUCUCCUUGCUCACGACCAUCAUCAUCCACCCUCCCUUCCUGCUCCUCAAGAGUUUACAAGAGAAGGAAUUCCUGCAUCAAGUUGUAAGGGUAGCCACCAAAAUAGCCUAUGGAGUUGGUACACUGUGCAGUCAUGCCUGUGUCGAGUCAUCGACUACAAUUUUGCGCCCUUGCCAAGUAAUACAGUGCAAGAAGCUCCUCCAAAGGUUGACAUACAAAGUAGUGUUUGAAAGUCCAGUCUGGUCUGCUCUUUUGAUGCCCAGGGGCUUUAACUGUAACCGUAACCGGUCUACCCUUUUCCCAGAAGUCAAAAAGACCAGACUGGACCGCAAAAUACUGCGACCGGUUUCGGUCUGCACCAGUUUUAACCGGUCUAUGACCGGUCUUUAG
Laccaria bicolor S238N-H82 is the source of this 702-nucleotide messenger RNA. RefSeq lists its product as uncharacterized. The record is from RefSeq and is a predicted model, not a curated record. Lineage: Eukaryota; Fungi; Basidiomycota; Agaricomycetes; Agaricales; Hydnangiaceae. The transcript is spliced from 8 exons. The coding region runs from base 1 to 702 and encodes 233 amino acids.